Molecule: messenger RNA, 765 nt
Organism: Esox lucius (northern pike)
Lineage: Eukaryota; Metazoa; Chordata; Actinopteri; Esociformes; Esocidae
Gene: pfdn4
Product: prefoldin subunit 4
Exons: 4
Coding region: 31-438 (135 amino acids)
Biological process (GO): protein folding
Cellular component (GO): cytoplasm; prefoldin complex
Source: RefSeq, marked provisional
GAAGCUGACUUUUCCUGAAGAUAAGCCAAGAUGGCGGCCACCAUGAAGAAGACAGUUGCAGUUGAAGAUGUCAAUGUCACAUUUGAAGACCAGAAGAAGAUCAAUACAUUUGCUAGAAACACAAAUCGAAUGACUGAGUUCAAAGAUGAAAUAGAGGCAAAAAAGAAAUCUCUACAGAAUCUGCAGGAUGCCAGUGAUGACCUGAUGAUGGCUGAGGAUGACACACUAAAUAUACCAUAUCAGAUUGGAGAUGUGUUCAUCAGUCACACCCAAGAAGAGACCCAAGAGAUGUUGGAAGCUGCGAAGGAACAACUGGAACAGGAGAUCAAAGAGCUUGAAGGGAAAGUGUCUGCGAUACAGCGUGUAUUGGGUGAUCUGAAAGUCCAGCUCUACGCAAAGUUUGGGAACAACAUCAACCUGGAAGCAGAUGAAAGCUGAGUGUGUUGUAAGGGGCCGAGCUUAUCUUGGUCCCAGAUCUGUUUGUGCUGUUUAGCAUGACAGCAAAUCAGUGAUUUAUAGAGGUUUACAAAUGCCAAAAACAGAUCUGGAACCAGGCAACUUAACCUUUACAAAGUGGACUCAUGCAGCUUACAUGUUAUUAGUCCCACACAGUGCCGACAGGAGGCUUUCCUAACCAAUGUUUGUGCUAUACUCAUUAUAGCAUCGACACGAUUUUGUUCAGCUUAACUACUGUAGAGGUUUAUAUUGUUGUGUGGUUUUAUUUUGUAAGCCAGACAGUGGAGACAUUAAACAUGUUGUUUACUU